CUCCAGACACCGCCGCUGCAGAACACAUAAUCUGCGACAUCGCGGAGUGUUUAAGGAAAACUGAAAAUGAAUUCCCUUCUCUUCUUCUCGUGUUUGGGGACUUUAGUCGCAGGUGACAUUUAUAUGCACAAUCCAAGAGGAAGCAACAAUCGUCUUAAUGAAGCUCGGAGAGAGAGAAAUAAUGCAAACAGGUUAUUUGACUCUCAGAACAAUAACCGUGGUGGAUACAAUGUUGGAAAGUUAUAUUACUAUGAAGGCUCAGUCCUGUCUAUUGAGUGGACAAAUCAACAUUCUUGUGCAGACCCUAACAACCAUUGUGAUAUGAUUUUACAGUACAUGUGUGGGGAUGAUGUACGCGAUGGAAUCACUACACAAACCAUUCCAGACAAUCCUGCAUUGUGCCAGAAUUAUGACUGUAACAGUGAUGUUAGGUGAGUAAUGCA
Pocillopora damicornis (cauliflower coral) is the source of this 443-nucleotide messenger RNA. Its product is annotated as protein DD3-3. The record is from RefSeq and is a predicted model, not a curated record. NCBI's taxonomy places the organism in Eukaryota, Metazoa, Cnidaria, Anthozoa, Scleractinia, Pocilloporidae.